This is a messenger RNA of Pongo pygmaeus (Bornean orangutan), 4529 nucleotides long. RefSeq names its product protein phosphatase, Mg2+/Mn2+ dependent 1J (gene PPM1J). Lineage: Eukaryota; Metazoa; Chordata; Mammalia; Primates; Hominidae. Gene Ontology annotation, molecular function: [pyruvate dehydrogenase (acetyl-transferring)]-phosphatase activity. The transcript is spliced from 10 exons. The record is from RefSeq and is a predicted model, not a curated record. The coding region runs from base 2847 to 4364 and encodes 505 amino acids. Gene Ontology annotation, cellular component: mitochondrion. Gene Ontology annotation, biological process: protein dephosphorylation.
AGGGUCUCAUCACUCUGUCACCCAGAUCUUGGUUCAUUGUAACCUCCACCUCCUGGGCUCAAAUGAUCCUCCCCUGUCAGCCUCUUGAGUAGCUGGGACUAUAGGGGUAGUCUGUAGUGCACCACCAAGCCAGGGUUAAUUUUUUGUAUUUUUUGUAAAGACAGGGUUUUACUAUGUUGCCCAGGCUGGUCUUGAACUCCUGGACUCAACUGAUCCAUCCACCAUGGCCUCUCAAAGUGCUGGGAUUACAGGUGUAAGCCACCACUCCUGGCCUGAGACCCAGUUUCUUUAUCAGAAAAAUUGCAAUGUAAUUAAUUGCAACUGAAUAAUUCUUUACAGGGGUCUAUUUUGGAUGUGAAAGUAUUAGACAAAUGAGAGGGAGUGGUGUUCUGUGAAUUUGAAGGGACUUUCCUCUUAGUUUAAGAGGCCUUUGGGUUUGGGGUGAUGUGAAGGGGAGAGACAAGGCAAGAAGAUGACCAGUUCUGGGCCCUGAGCCACCAUUGUGACCUGAGAUAAAGGGGCCUGUCUUGAGGCUGUCCAGUCCCCCUCCUUGGCUCAAGCUUCACACUCCCCCCGGCAGGGCCAGCCACUGAGCAGAGUCUCGCUCUUCACAGAGAAAAACAUCCCACAAGUCUGCUUCUUCCUACCCCACCCCCUUUUCCCUCUCACUUUCCGCUGCCUCAGGGAUGAGUAGAGGUGAUGACCUCACCAGGUUCUGGGGCAGUCUGAGGAUGGAGGAGGCAUAAUGGUGUCAGGAAUAGGAGGUGAGAGGUUCAGGGAGAGGGGAGCCUUAGGAUUAGGCCGUGGCUGGGGGCUGUUCUGGAGCCCCAGGGAGCUGUUAUCUUCCCUGCUGAUCAUCUGGUGCUGGAGCUGGGGGGGUCUCUUGGCUUAGCUUUGCAGACAGCUUGCAGCCACACCAUGGUGGGUGCUAGAAAGGGCAGGGAAUAGGGAGCUGGGUGACACCAAGAAGUGGUAAGUAAACUGUCUCAGAAACACUUAAUAAUAAAAACAACCAGGAGUUAUAUUUGUUUCCUCAGUUGCUGGCUUGCUGCUGCUAUUAUUUAUCUGAGAGUUGGUUCCAGUUUUUCUCAAAUAGCAGGGGAAAACCUAUAGAAGCAGCCUGUUCUUUGUCCCCGACUGCUUUUGUUGCUCUAUUUGCCUUGGGGUCUAUUUUUUUUUCUCCCCUGUGACUUCUUUUCCUCUGGCUCUCUCUGCCUAAAGCUCAGGCAUAACAUAGCAGGCAUAGUAAGUCUACCAACCUGAAUGACUAUUGUGGGAUCUUUAUUUAGAAGCUGCCAAGAAAGUCAUCCCUUCUGGGGACACAGUUUAGCCUGGGGAACAGAGUGGGAUGUGGUCAGGAAGCACCUGGCCGACAGAGCCCAGAAAAGUUCCAUCUGUGAACUGGGUGCCGUAGUCGCUGAUGGCUACCUCCAACUUGCAUGAGGGCCACAACGGCCUUGUCCCCAUUUGAGAUGUGUGGAUGGGUGGUGUCUGUGGAUACCUAGUGAUCAACUUUCUGAUAGGAGGUUUAGAGACAGAGCUCUUGUGGCAUCAGGUCAGUACCACCCUCUCCCAGAGGGGAGAAGUUAGGAAGAACGGGCAGCCAACCAGGCAUUGGGCUCUGUCCUGGUCUUCCAGUGGGUGAGCUUUUACUCUUCUUAGGCAAGGGCUUAGCCUGGCCUCUGUCACCCCCUGGCGGUAGACGUAGAACUUGCUCAGCAUUCCCGGACUGCUCUCAGCCCUGGCCCUAAGACAAGGAUGGGAGGAGAGGAACCCCCACUCCUCUCUCUGCCAUUGAUCUCCUUUCUAGCCCUUCCUCCCUGAUCCGGAGAAAUCAGUUUGGUUCUUAAGACAGAGCAGGUUUGAAUGUCAGGAGGCCGACAUAGGUGUGAAUCUUUCACUGACUGUGUGACCUCUUGGGGCAAGUCACGGUAAAAUGACAAGAAGCGUCCUGUCCUGCCUCAUCCGUGAAACUGAUAGAAAAAAACCCAUCUUGAAGGAUUGGUGUGCAGUAUAAAUAACCAAAUAAUGUAUGGAACGUGCUUUGUAAAGGGCCUAGUAUGCAGUACGUCUUCAAUAAAUUAGUAUUUGUUAUGUCGUUAUUAUCCUAACUAUGAAUAGCUUGUCCUGCUGUGGUCAGGGAAGGUCUACAUUGUGGGAAAGACCUGGGUUCUGAGAGAGAAAGGAGGGUGGGAGUAGCAACCGCUUUCCCAGAUCUAGAGGUGGUCUUCAUGGGGAACAGCGCAUCAGGAGCCCAGGAAUCUACCCCGGCUCCUGAUUCCGGGGUGGUCGGCUGCAGCCUGCGUCAUUACCCCCGCACCCCCACCCGGUACCAGCUUGCCCGCUCUCGCUCCUGCAGCCCCAUCCAGAGGUGGUGUCACACCUGGCGCCUCAUACCCGGCGGCUCCCAAGCGCCUGUUUUGCUCUGAGGUCAUUAGCUCCAUGGCUGUCUGGGCUGGCUGGCCACACCGAACCGAGAGCGAGGAGACCGCACCCCCUUGUCCCUCAGCCCCCGUCACAAUGGAGACGUUCUAGCUGAUGUCUAAUCUAGCGCACGGCUGAAAUAAGGUUUCCUUCUCUCCGCCCCCUUCCCACAGCAACAGAACCUACCCCUAAGAAACGGAGGCGGGGCCAAGCCGGAAUGGGGCGGGGCAGAGGCCGGGGGCCCAUGGGCCGGUUCCUGGGGUGGCCCAGAGCAAGGGCAAGUUUCGCCCGGGACCCGCCCAGCUGGCCAGGAGCCAGUAGCAGGGAAGGGCCGGCUGGCGCGAGCACCGCCCACCCCGAGCCCUGGGGGCGGGGCCUGGGCGGGGGCGGGGCCGCGGCCGAGGGCGGGGCAGAGAGGCAGCAUGCUAAACCGGGUGCGCUCGGCAGUGGCGCACCUGGUGAGCUCCGGGGGCGCUCCGCCUCCGCGCCCCAAGUCCCCGGACCUGCCCAACCCUGCCUCGGCGCCGCCCGCUGCCGCUCCAGAAGCGCCCAGGAGCCCUCCCGCGAAGGCUGGGAGCGGGAGGGCGACGCCCGCGAAGGCUGUUGAGGCUCGAGCGAGCUUCUCCAGACCGACCUUUCUGCAGCUGAGCCCCGGGGGGCUGCGACGCGCCGAUGACCACGCGGGCCGGGCUGUGCAAAGCCCCCCGGACACGGGCCGCCGCCUGCCCUGGAGCACAGGCUACGCCGAGGUCAUCAAUGCUGGCAAGAGUCAGCACAAUGAGGACCAGGCUUGCUGUGAAGUGGUAUAUGUGGAAGGUCGGAGGAGUGUUACAGGAGUACCUAGGGAGCCUAGCCGAGGCCAGGGACUCUGCUUCUACUACUGGGGCCUAUUUGAUGGGCAUGCAGGGGGCGGGGCUGCUGAAAUGGCCUCACGGCUCCUGCAUCGCCAUAUCCGAGAGCAGCUAAAGGACCUGGUAGAGAUACUUCAGGACCCUUCGCCACCACCCCUCUGCCUCCCGACAACCCCGGGGACCCCAGGUUCCUCCGAUCCCUCUCACUUGCUUGGCCCUCAGUCCUGCUGGUCUUCACAGAAGGAAGUGACCCAUGAGAGCCUGGUAGUGGGGGCCAUUGAGACUGCCUUCCAGCUCAUGGAUGAGCAGAUGGCCCGGGAACGGCGUGGCCACCAAGUGGAGGGGGGCUGCUGUGCACUGGUUGUGAUCUACCUGCUAGGCAAGGUGUAUGUGGCCAAUGCAGGCGAUAGCAGAGCCAUCAUCGUCCGGAAUGGUGAAAUCAUUCCAAUGUCCCGGGAGUUUACCCCGGAGACUGAGCGCCAGCGUCUUCAGCUGCUUGGCUUCCUGAAACCAGAGCUGCUAGGCAGUGAAUUCACCCACCUUGAGUUCCCCCGCAGAGUUCUGCCCAAGGAGCUGGGGCAGAGGAUGUUGUACCGGGACCAGAACAUGACCGGCUGGGCCUACAAAAAGAUCGAGCUGGAGGAUCUCAGGUUUCCUCUGGUCUGUGGGGAGGGCAAAAAGGCUCGGGUGAUGGCCACCAUUGGGGUGACCCGAGGCUUGGGAGACCACAACCUUAAGGUCUGCAGUUCCACCCUGCCCAUCAAGCCCUUUCUCUCCUGCUUCCCUGAGGUACGAGUGUAUGACCUGACACAAUAUGAGCACUGCCCAGAUGAUGUGCUAGUCCUGGGAACAGAUGGCCUGUGGGAUGUCACUACUGACUGUGAGGUAGCCGCCACUGUGGACAGGGUGCUGUCAGCCUAUGAGCCCAAUGACCACAGCAGGUAUACAGCUCUGGCCCAAGCUCUGGUCCUGGGGGCCCGGGGUACCCCCCGGGACCGUGGCUGGCGUCUCCCCAACAACAAGCUGGGUUCCGGGGAUGACAUCUCUGUCUUCGUCAUCCCCCUGGGAGGGCCAGGCAGUUACUCCUGAGGGGCUGAACACCAUCCCUCCCACCAGCUUCUCCAUACUUACUCCUCUCACAGCCCAAAUUCUGAAGUUGUCUGCCUGACCCUUCUUUAGUGGCAGCUUAACUGAAGAAGGGAUGCCCGCUAUAUCCAAAAUUAUAGCUAUUGGCAAAUAAACCAGAUGGAUAAA